AUGCUUAAACCCGCGCACAGCAUCUCGUCUCUUAUCGAGGCACCCGACAACUGGAACCGUGCCACGUCAGCCGUGCUUUUCGCGGCUGCCUCUGUUGCCGAUUUGCUGUUCUGCUCCUACCAGACUCACGUGUCGCUACGCCUGUGUUCACGUCUGCGAUCCAUGCUCCAAGCUGCAAUAUUCACCAAGAUGACCCGUCUGUCGCCGUCCGCACUCACCCGCAAUCCGUCGGGCUACGUGGUCUCCGUGCUGGGCGUGGACUGCGUGCAGCUGUCGGCCAGCGCGCUGCAGUUCCCUUUACCCAUUAUCGGCUCACUGUGUAUGCCCGUGGUGCUGUGGGUGCUCGCUCUGCGCGCUGGAACCGUGCCAGCGGUCGGUUGCGCGCUGUGGCUCAUGAUCGUCCUGUUCCUGCCCUUCCCGACGUCGGUGCUGCAGAACAUACUAUGGAAACGGGUGAUGCGGUUCCGCGACGAGCGUCUCAAGAGCACGGCCGACCUGCUCUCCUCGGUUCGCGUGGUGAAGCUGUACGCGUGGGAGGACGCCUACCUGGGCACUGUGGGACGGCUGCGAGACGCCGAGCUGGCAGCCCUUCUGCGCACGAACCUGCUGGACGGCCUCAUGGACUCUCUCUACAGCUCCACGUCUUCGCUGUUGACCAUAAUCCUGUUCGGGCUUUUGGCUGCCGUGGGAGGGACAAGGACAUUGACACCAGCGCUGUCCUUCUCGUGCCUCUACUUGCUGUCGCUCACCGACAUGAUCACCAACAUGAUGGCCAACACGAUGCGCAUGAGGAGCCUGGUAUCACUAGGACUUUCGAGAAUAUGCAAGUUCUGCACCGAAGAAGAACAGGAAGAACGCCUUCAAGACUCCAAGGACCCCACAAUACAAAAGGGUGAGGUCACGCUAUCUGAGUGCAGCUUCUCGUGGACGCAGCACUCGUCGCACACGUCUUCGCCGGUGCCCAGCGAGGCGGCACUCAGGGACGUCACCUUCCGGGCGGCGCCUGGCUCUCUGGUGGGCGUCGUAGGGUUCGUCGGCAGCGGGAAAUCCUCUCUACUGGCCGCCAUCUUGGGAGAUAUGCAUCGCACUCGAGGCAUCCUUCGCACAUCGGGCUCCAUUGCCUACGUAUCUCAGGUGGCUGCAAUAUACAACAUGACCGUCAGGGACAACAUCACGUUCGGCAAACAGUUCGACCCUGGUCUGUACGUACGCGUCAUCAAGGCCUGCGAACUGCUCAACGACCUCAACUCAUUUCCUGCCGGUGACCUCACAGAAGUUGGAGAGAAGGGUGAGACUCUGAGCGGUGGCCAGAAGCAGCGCAUCUCACUCGCCCGUGCAGUGUACAGCUGCUCGAAUAUCUACCUGCUUGACGAUCCGCUCAGCGCACUCGAUCCUACGGUGGCAGCCAGGGUCUUCAAGCACGUCAUCGGCAAGAACGGACUGCUCCGAAACACGACGCGCAUUCUGGUUUGCAACCAAGGCUCUCUCCUGAAGCACAUGGACCUACUCGUGCUUAUGCACAGCGGCAGUGCCUCGGUGUUCACCACAGUGUCCGAGCUACUGCAGCACAAGGACACGCCACGCACGGUGCGUGCGGCCGAGUCCAGGCAGGCCAAGGCCAGGCAGAUGUCGACCACAGAUGGGAGAGACGACAAGGACACAUUAGACCAGGAUGAGGCCAAAGGACGGGUCACAGUAGAGGAUACUAUAACGUCGUCAAAGACUUCUCUGGAGGUUGCGAUGGCCUUGGGCCGCUUGUCCGGUGUGUGCGGACCUCUGGCGCUGCUGUGCUUCGUGACCAGUGCCGGCGCCGUGGCCUGGCAGCAGCUGUACGUGAAGGAGUGGACAGACGCCAUGGUUGCCGGAGCUGGCUCCUCAGCCAACUGGGUCGGAGGCCUGGUUGCCAUCUCACUCUCUGACGUGUUGUUCCGGACAGCAGGUGGGUUUCUCCUGGCGGCCAGUUCGCAGCGGCUCUCGCGUCUUAUGCACCGCUCCAUGCUGGAACACCUGCUGGCCAGUCCGGUGUCCUUCUUCGACUCGACGCCGCGGGGCCGCAUCUUGGCUCGCUUUUCUCUCGACCUGGAUGCCUUGGACUCUCGGCUCUUCCUGGGCGCCAAGCAGAGCCUGCAGAACGCCUUCAUCACGAUCGCCAAGCUCGUCGUCGUGGGCACGCAGACGCCGCCCGUGCUGGCCGUGGGAGUGGUCGCCAUCGUCGUCAUUAGUUACGCCAUGAAAUGUUCAAUACAGGCUUCAAACGCGGGACGCUACCUGGAGAGCCGCCACGUGAGCCGCAUGCUGCAGCACGUGACCGAGACGCGAGACUCCCUGAGCACGGUGCGAUGCCUGGGAGCCGUGCCGCGCUUCAAGCUUCACUAUGAGCGCCUGUCGGACCUCGGACUGCGCGCGUUCGCCGCGUUCGCCAUGUGCUUCCGCUUCUCGCGCUUCGCGGCCGGCUCCUGCGGCCUGCUCGUGGUUCUCGCGGCUCUCGCCUUCGCCGUAGCCCUGGCCGGCCGCGAAGCAUCGGCUGAGGCGAGCAGCAGCGUAGGGCUGGCGCUCAGCUCCUCCCUAUCGAUACCAAUGAUGACAGUAGCGCUAUGCCUGUCACUCUACGUGGUUCUACAGGUCACAGUCUCCUUCGAGAGAGAUCUAGAGUACACGGAGCUACCCGCAGAGGUCGACGUUGAGAAAAGCGCGGCGGAUCAGGGUGACGCCGAUGACAGUCUUCUUGCCGCGCCAGCAGCACUCGGGGAGUCCUGGCCCAGCAAAGGCGUAGUGGAGUUCGAGAAUUAUUCGGCCUCCUAUCGUCCGGGAAUACUGCCCGACGUGCUCAAGGGUGUCACAUUCGUCGUCGAACCACACGAAAAGGUGGGCGUUGUAGGGCGCACGGGCGCCGGCAAGUCGUCGCUGGUUCUGGCCCUGCUGCGCGUUCUCAGGGCGUCGCGAGGCCGCAUCCUCAUCGACGGUGUUGACGUGUCUACGGUUCCGCUGCGACGCCUUCGCUCCGCCAUCACAGUUAUUCCACAGGACCCCAGCCUGGUGCGCGGCAGUCUUCGGGACAACCUGGACCCUACACGCAGUCACUCGGACGCGCAGCUCUGGAGAGCGCUGCGGCAGGCACAUUUGUCCGACGCGGUCGCAGGCCGACAGGAGGGACUGCUUUUCGAGACCGGAGACGGAGGCUCGAACCUCAGCGUGGGUCAGCGACAGCUGGUCUGUCUUGCUCGCGCUCUGCUUCGCGGGCCCAAGAUCCUGGUGCUCGACGAGGCGACGUCGCAGAUGGACGGCGACACGGACCGCUUAAUCCAGGCUACGUUGAGGGACGCCUUCGCUGAGUGCACCGUGAUCGCCAUCGCUCACCGUAUUCACACCGUGCUCGACUACGACAAGAUUCUCGUGAUGUCGGAGGGUACCGUUCUGGAGUACGGGCCGGUGAAGGCUCUGUUAUCUGACACCAGCUCGGCGUUCUACACGAUGGCCAAGAACGCCGGAGCCUUACCCUUCGACGCCCAGUGCCGAGACAAUGCAACGAGCACCGAACUCUGAAGUGACUAACAGCACGCAGCUGUACUGCUGGACUCUGUAGUGGCGCAUUGCUGAUCGAAAGGCAGAAACCGCCCAGUGUUUGGAAGCAUGAACACAAAAGGCCCCCCUCGCCAGUUUUGGACUUUACAAAGGAACGAGCCUGGCGGGAAGAUCGAUCGGUGGUUAUCUGCAAAGUACGACAGGCUUCCGUGGCGUGAAAACGGUCGAAACUUAAAACAGAAAUUCAUGUGCCCUUUCCCUCUAGGGAAAAGCGCUUGGGGAGAGAGACUGCCUACGUGGCAGGCGUUCCUCGUACCGUCACUGACCACGGCCCGUGAAUCCAGUUCUUCAGGCGAUACGGAGCCCCCAAUGCGUGCGACGCGAGACAAAUUAGAGAAAAAAGGAGAGGGGGGCUUGUCACGUGAUGAUGACGUGCACCUCGCCUCAGGCAAUUGGGAGUACGUCUCGCUUGCAGACUCUAACUGAUGCAAAGGAAGAGACCAUUCCAUGGACUGUGAAUCCCGCCUCCUGUACCGGUGAUGACAGCGCUCUUUAUUUCCAAUGUGUCUGCUGGAUCAGUUGGUGCAUCAUGUUGGAAAUGUGUGAGCGUCUUCACGGCAGGAGUGAAGAAAGCUUCUUCUUCAGUUCUGCUAUCAAACUGAUUCUACUUUUACAAUAAGCAGUUUAAUUUUCUUUAACUUGUCUAACAUUUCGGCGAAACCUUCCCAACGCCGCUUUUUAACGUGCAACAAAAAUUUCCGAUGGGUCCUGGUUAGGAGCGCUUUGAACAGACACAAGAUAAUGAACGCGAGGCCACACUAGAAUAGCAACCAUCAUGUUUCCCAUUACGUGAUCACAGCUUCUAGAACACUGAGAGUAAGUGGACGAUAAGUUACGCGACCCAUUUACGUAGCGUCUUCACUAGCAAGGACUGCAAGCAUUUAUUUAAAUAAUGUGCCGCAUGACACAAAGUGCGAUUUAAAAAAAGCUAGUUCGCAGCAAGUGUUGUUUCAAGUUAAGAGAGCUAGAUGGACAUUACGAACAUCUGCCACUGUCAGUUUAUUCCGUGUUUUGUUUCAUUCAUUUUUUCCCUUUUUUAUGCAAUUCAUGGCGCUUCACUAAGUCGCAUCGAAGUGUUUGCAACUCUUUCCUUCAAGCACCCUCAUGCUGAAUGGGUCUUUUAAAAGCUUGGAGGAUUCAGACCAAUUAGAGACGUAUAUAACACGUCUGUAAGUAAGAGUUCUCUAAUGACUCUAUCGUGUAUAGAUUUCUCUAAAUUUCAUUUUCAGUACACGCUUUUCGCUGCUCAUAGAUCCCGCUCGAGACCAUCAGGAACUGUGCUUCUUUCGUGUGAAAUUUUCACGUUAAUUCACCCCUGCAUUGCUGUUCAUUUUUUUAUAAGACAGGGUACAGCUCUCGCCUGGUGUCGCAUGUAAUGUUUGUGAUGCGGCACACGCUUCCGGAAUGUGCACUCAUCUUUUCAAGUAAGGUCGAGGGACGUUGGUACACGUGAUCGUUAGCGUAGAACUUGCGUAAGUUCAGGGCUUUUUGAAUGGCGUAGAAUGAACGCAAACAAAGUAGGAUUGUUCCUAUCCUCCAGAAGAACUCGACGACAAUGGAUGUAAAGGCCAACGACGUACGCACAAGGAAAUAAACUGUUUUGGGGGCCGCGUGUCGCUAAAUGUACUAAUUUUGUAAUAAACACUUU
Messenger RNA from Rhipicephalus sanguineus (brown dog tick), 5230 nucleotides. Its product is annotated as ATP-binding cassette sub-family C member 3-like. Gene Ontology annotation, biological process: transmembrane transport. The record is from RefSeq and is a predicted model, not a curated record. Lineage: Eukaryota; Metazoa; Arthropoda; Arachnida; Ixodida; Ixodidae. Gene Ontology annotation, cellular component: membrane. The coding region runs from base 1 to 3543 and encodes 1180 amino acids. Gene Ontology annotation, molecular function: ATP hydrolysis activity; ABC-type transporter activity; ATP binding. The transcript is spliced from 20 exons.